Molecule: messenger RNA, 1391 nt
Organism: Lentinula edodes (shiitake mushroom)
Lineage: Eukaryota; Fungi; Basidiomycota; Agaricomycetes; Agaricales; Omphalotaceae
Product: GPR1/FUN34/yaaH family-domain-containing protein
Exons: 4
Coding region: 178-897 (239 amino acids)
Cellular component (GO): plasma membrane
Molecular function (GO): acetate transmembrane transporter activity
Source: RefSeq, a predicted model, not a curated record
AGAAUGUCGGGAAAUGGUGAUUGACAGACCUGAUCGUAUGAUGAAAAUAUAUAAGAUCGUUACGAGAUUUCAAAUAUUGGGUAUGCGGGGAACCGGGGUUUGACAGGGUUUGGCCGGGGUACAAAAGCCAGUUAUGUGUGUUUUGUCCUCUUCACUCCCGCUUCAUACUUGACCCCCAUGGCCGAUCUGGAAAAAGGAACAACCACUACGACAACUUCUGGCGUCGACCACCGUCCAUAUGCCGACAAUGGCUCUGCGGCGUACAGAAACUCCCCGACGACACCAGUGAGAACCAACAUUGCCAAUCCUGGGACUCUCGGCUUGUUUUCAUUCGCAUCGACGACACUGAUUCUCUCACUGUACAAUACCUCGGCCCGGGGCGUUAACACGCCGAAUGUCGUAGUCGGCAUGGCUCUCUUCUGUGGGGGACUUGUACAGCUCUUGGCUGGGAUGUGGGAGUUCGCCAAGGGUAACACAUUUGGUGCUACAGCGUUCUCCUCCUAUGGCGCCUUUUGGCUCUCCUACGCAACCAUUCUCAUUCCCGGUUCCGGUAUCAGUGAUGCUUUCACCGACGUUCCAUCCCAAGAACCUAAUGCGAUUGGAAUAUUCCUCAUGACAUGGAUGACAGUAACGUUUUUGCUAUUUAUUGCCUCUCUCCGUAAAAAUAUCGGCUUCAUCGCGCUCUUCUUCUUCCUUACCUUCACCUUCAUGUGCCUUGGUGCAGGCAAUUUCGUUGUCGCUUCUGCCCCUCAUGCCUCUGCCGGCUUAAUCAAAGCAGGAGGAGCUUUAGGAAUCAUAACGGCGCUCAUUGCGUAUUAUGUUGGCUUGAGUGAACUACUAGCUUCAGAGAGGGCAGCGGUGGUCGGAUUACCUAUUGGGGUUUUCAAACAUGAUUGAACCACUCCGGUCAGUCGCUAGAUGCGGGGCAGCGGAUUUUGUACGAGUCCAUUGCGGGGCCCACAGCACCAUUUUCGGUCACUUUCUAACCUUUUUAUUACGGAAUGCGAUUUGCCGUAAAGUCUUCCUGAAUUCUGUAUCAUAGUACCUUCUAGUAUCCCUCAGUAAAUUGUUUUUUGACUGUACUGUACACCUAUUGUUUCAUGUAUUUAAACAUACCCCGAAUUUUUUCGCAAAGAGUAAGGUCUAGCAGACCACUGGCGCUUAUGCAAGUAUUAUAAGCGCUCACGACGUCACAGCCUCGUCUCUUUUCUUUCCCGCCCUCGUAGGAUCAACGUUAACUGGCGGUCAAUUUUGGGCUUUUCCGUGUCUAUCAAUCCACUUUUUUUCUUCAUUCAUACUGAUGUCCCGGUCAUAAUGUUCACUCCUCGUGGCGUUCCUCAAUCUAUCCUCGUCUUUUACAAAACUCAAAUAUCGGCAUAGCCUCAUUCUCC